UAUAUAACUCUCAUAUCUCAAAAAUAACAAACGCAUUCCUUGACGACGGUCCAAUGGGGGACAAAAAUAAGGACGAUAGCUCUAGCCAAAGCAAAGCAGUGCGUAAGGAAAAAAGAGCGUUCCUUUUCAGGAAAUGGACCCGGGUUGAUGUAAUGAGAGUUUCGGCUGUUGGGGCUGUGCAUCUAUUGUGUCUAUUGGCUCCGUUUAACUACACAUGGGAAGCUUUCCGGUUUGCUGCUAUGGUCGGUAUAUCGACUAAUCUCAGCAUUACAUUUUCAUACCAUAGGAACUUGACUCACCGAAGCUUUAAGCUUCCUAAAUGGCUUGAAUAUCCAUUCGCUUACUCUGCCCUUUUCGCGCUUCAGGGUCAUCCAAUAGAUUGGGUGAGUACACAUAGGUUCCAUCACCAGUUCACAGAUUCGGACCGUGACCCACAUAGUCCUAUCGAAGGAUUUUGGUUCAGUCACGUCUUUUGGAUAUUCGACACCAGUUACAUCAGAGAAAAGUGUGGAGGACGUGACAACGUGAUGGACUUGAAGCAACAAUGGUUCUAUAGGUUUCUUCAAAACACAAUUGGUCUCCACAUCUUAACAUUUUGGAUCCUCGUCUAUUUAUGGGGUGGUCUACCUUACCUAACUUGGAGCGUGGGUGUUGGAGGAGCAAUCGGUUACCAUGCGACUUGGCUCAUAAACUCGGCAUGCCAUAUUUGGGGUUCGCGAGCAUGGAACACUAAGGACACCUCUCGUAACAUUUGGUGGCUAGGGCCAUUCACGAUGGGAGAGAGCUGGCACAACAACCACCAUGCCUUUGAGGCGUCGGCUAGGCACGGGCUGGAAUGGUAUCAGGUAGACUUAACGUGGUACCUCAUUUGGUUCUUCCAGGUUCUCGGUUUAGCCACAGAUGUCAAAUUGCCUACCGAUGCUCAGAAGCGAAAAAUGUCUUUAGCUCGUUAGUCACAAGCUCUAUAUCUAUGAAUCUAUCUAUUUCGUUAAUUAUAUGUGUAAUCAUCACUCGCUCAUCAUUUGUUAUUUUAUAUAAAACUAUCAAGAAUGAUAUGUUCUCAAGAACUUGUAUCCAGUUGAUGUAACACCAUCUAAGUAUAUUUCAUGUUGUAUGAACAGUGAAAACCGAUAUAAUACAUGAUCUUGAAACAGU
Messenger RNA from Arabidopsis thaliana (thale cress), 1155 nucleotides. RefSeq names its product Fatty acid desaturase family protein. Gene Ontology annotation, biological process: unsaturated fatty acid biosynthetic process; lipid metabolic process. Gene Ontology annotation, cellular component: endoplasmic reticulum membrane. The coding region runs from base 54 to 953 and encodes 299 amino acids. Gene Ontology annotation, molecular function: oxidoreductase activity, acting on paired donors, with oxidation of a pair of donors resulting in the reduction of molecular oxygen to two molecules of water. The transcript is spliced from 5 exons. The record is from RefSeq and is marked reviewed. NCBI's taxonomy places the organism in Eukaryota, Viridiplantae, Streptophyta, Magnoliopsida, Brassicales, Brassicaceae.